Messenger RNA from Fraxinus pennsylvanica, 1227 nucleotides. NCBI's taxonomy places the organism in Eukaryota, Viridiplantae, Streptophyta, Magnoliopsida, Lamiales, Oleaceae. The record is from the annotation of a GenBank genome assembly.
AUGGGAAUCUGCUUUUCUAAGCCUACGGCAGCGGAGCGUAAGAUUUACAGCGGCGCCGACGCCAAACCUGCCGGUGUCACCCCAGUUCAUAGUCAUGCAAGGUCAAUCAAGAACCCUAAUCCCACCACCACCAAUAUUGUUCAGCACCGUGAGUCGCCGCCUAACGGAGGCGGAAACGGCAGAGGUGUUCGGACAAGUGGGCGUAUUAUUACUCCAAAAUUGAAAAUGUUCACCUUGGCAGAACUGGAAAGUGCUACAAGAAAUUUCAGAGCUGAUAGUUUGUUGGGAGAAGGAGGUUUUGGAAGGGUUUUUAAAGGUUGGAUUGAUGAGAAAACUUAUUCACCUUCAAAAUUUGGUGUGGGAAUGCCUGUUGCUGUCAAGAAAUCAAAUCCACAUAGUGAUCAAGGACUAAAUGAAUGGCAGGCGGAGGUUAAUUUUUUGGGAAAAUUUUGCCAUCCUAAUCUUGUUAAACUAUUAGGUUACUGUUGGGAGGAGACACAAUUUCUUUUGGUUUAUGAAUACAUGGAGAAGGGAAGUUUAGAAAGUCAACUUUUCAGAAAGGAUGCAGCAGAACCUUUGCCUUGGGAGACAAGGAUUAAAAUAGCAAUAGGAGCAGCCAAAGGACUUGCAUUUUUGCACACAACUGAGAAGAAAGUUAUAUUUCGAGAUUUUAAGGCCUCCAACAUAUUGCUUGAUGGGGACUUCAAUGCGAAGCUUUCGGAUUUUGGAUUGGCUAAGUUAGGUCCGACGAACGGUAAAUCGCACGUUACAACACGAAUUAUUGGCACAUAUGGAUACGCAGCUCCUGAGUACAUGGCUACAGGUUAUUUGUACGUGAAGAGUGAUGUGUAUGGAUUUGGUGUGGUUUUAUUGGAGAUAAUAACGGGCAUGAAAGUUUUAGAUAUGAAUAGGCCCAAUGGAAAAAACAACUUGGUGGAUUGGGCUAGGCCUUUCCUACCAAAUAAAAAGAAGCUGAAAAAAAUGAUGGAUCCAAGGCUGCAGAACCAAUACCCUUCAAAAGCUGCAUUUCAAAUAGCAGAACUCAUACUUAGGUGUCUCGAGCCUGACCAGAAAUACAGGCCCGAAAUGGAAGAAGUUUUGAAGAGUUUGGAACAAAUUAAUACCAUCAAAAUGAAAUUGAAAGAGUUUAGACACAGAGAGCAGCACGCGACUGAUCAUCACCGGUCGCCUCAUUUGACUUACCGGUGGCAAAAUGUGGAAACUUGA